Molecule: messenger RNA, 1027 nt
Organism: Aspergillus saccharolyticus JOP 1030-1
Lineage: Eukaryota; Fungi; Ascomycota; Eurotiomycetes; Eurotiales; Aspergillaceae
Exons: 1
Coding region: 218-706 (162 amino acids)
Source: RefSeq, a predicted model, not a curated record
GAUAAGUGCAAUCAGCUUGUGAGAAGAGAUUGACUAGAGAGCGGGGGAGAAAGUUCGAAGAAAAAGGUGAGUCUGAAGGUCUACUAGAGCCUAAGCCCGUGUUCAUACUUGGAUAUCUUGCUGGAAGACCGUACUGAAGGCAGCUCAGCCCGAGGUCGGCCAGCAGAUGGACGGUCAGUUGCUGACAGUACUGCAAACAGAUAUCUAACUUCAGGUCAUGAUGGAAGAACGGAUGAGGAACUCAACAAUUCCCAUGCUCAAUGGUGAUAUCAAUGGGGGCUGUCGAAAGACCAUUCACCUUCAGAUCGGCGUCAGCGACGCCAGACCAUGCGUGACAGGAAACCAACCGCUGCUUCUAUCGCAGCAUAUGAGAAAGGCAUGGGCUGUAAUCCUGAGUAAGUAUAUCGGCUCGUCGACGGUGGCCUUCGGUGUCUAUAUGAGCGAGGCAACCUCAUCACAAUACCGAGCUUCUAUCGAGCAGUGGCGGAUAAGAGAUGAGCAGCAUCUCUCCAUGCAGGAGGCCGUUCGGUGCAUCGCUUCCGAACAGUGUCAAGAUGGGAAGUUUGACCCCCGCUCGAUGCCUGGGACCUGUUUGUCGCUCCAAUGGACAGAGCAGGACGAAAUCUCUGGGCAAGAGCUCCUCGAGCCUCUUGCACCGUUUCUCUCAGUAGGGGCCCGAGCCCACCUCUAUUCCAGCUCGCACUGACUCUCAUUCUGUCCAGUCAAACGGCCUGGUGCUCACUCUCGAGUGUAGCCAGAUGCAGUUGAUUCGAUGCUCUCUUCAAUACGCGACUUCCAUCAUCAGCGAGCCAUACGCCUGCGCGAUACUGAAUCUCUUCUCUCAUCUUCUACAUGAGAUGAUGGCUCGACCUGACAUGACAGUCGGUCAGAUGGACUUGAUAGGUGAUUCAAACAAGACUACCCUCGCUGCGUGGAGUGAAGAAAGUCGUAGGAACGACUACUCAGAGCUCUGCAUAGAUACCAUCAUUCGAGAGCAGUGCGCGAUACGUCCUCACGCCGAAGCAGU